AUUAGGCCUCUUUGUAAUUCGAAGAGAGAUAAUGACUCGUAAAAAUUCAACUGUACGAAUUCAACGGUGGUAAUGAUUCAUUUUUACCCAGACAAAGACAAGAAUUCAUAAGAUUUUGACACGAGAUCAUCAUUAUUUGGGAUUCGAUUGGGAUAAUUUGUCUUAAUAAUUCUAAGGGAGAUGAGGCUAAACGGAAUUAAAAAUCUAGUUAUGCGUUGAAAUUAAAAUGGAUAUAGUGACACAUUAGAGUUCAAAGGAAGCUUAUGACUGUUUAGAAUUUAAAAGGAGACUAUGGCUUUUGAGAUUUCAAAGCGAUAUAAUUUACCGACAAUAUCUACUGUUGGUUAGCAAAUCUUUAAUACAUAUGACUUAUAACUGUGUCGCCUCAAUUUACACCGCGGUAAGAUUAGUUACUGAAUUGAAGACAACUUUUAAACAAGAUCAUGUCGAAUUAAAAAUUCACUUCAGUAUCAAAGCACUGCAACAGUACUGAGAUUAUGGGUUUCGGAAUAGAAACCUACUUUCAGGCACGGUUCGUCGGUCGAAAACAUGAACUUCGCGAUUUGAAAGAAGCAUGGAACAAAAUGCAAAGAUUGUUCGGAAUUUUUGGGAUUCGAUCUGUGGGAACAUCAAGGCUAGCGAAGGAGUUCCUGGCUAGUGUCUCGGAUCAAUAUGAUGAACUAGUCUACGUUAACUUGCAGGAGACCAGCGACCUAGCCGCGAUGUACAUAUAUAUACGCGCCCAGUUGGCUGUUUCUAUGGAAUCGAAUUCAAACGAUGUUAAAUCGUGGGAAAGAAUGCUUGUCUGUGCUAUAUCAACUAGAAAACUACAAUACGUAUUCUUUUUCGAUAACGGCGAAUACUUCCUUGACAAGGAAACCGAAACUUGCGACCAUCUACAAAAUCUCUUCAUUGCCCUUUUAAAAGUCGACAAUAUCAAAGUCGUUUUGACUUCAACAACAAAGUUCCAGCUGGCGAGUAUGUGGCGUAUCAACCAUGUAUGCGAGCUUCCACCACUAAAACCAACAGAGUCAUCGGAGUUACUGAGAGCCGAGGCGCCCGGGGUUGACUACGGCGAAUACCUGGACCCUAUUGUUGAACUAAGUGAAGGGUUGCCGCUUCUGAUUCUCAUGAUAACGUCCGAACUUCGUGGUGACGGAGGCAUAUUGACACCGAAAGACAUGGCGCAACUGCUAGCCGAAUACAGACUGAAGGUCCUUAGUCGAGAGUUUUUCCCCGUGGAAGACAGAGUUGCUGACGUUUACCGGCUGUUCAUCAAUCGCCUGAGCCCCGUGCUGCAGAGACGGUUCUCGGAAUUGGAUUAUAUCCCAGGCUUGUUUACGGCAGAAGAGGCCAGAUCGCUACUAGGUAAGUUUUACGCUAAACCAAAUGCACAGUUAAUUUCUUAUCCACGUGUUUUAGAAAAGGUUCGCGAAAUUUGACAAUAUUUGACAGGCUCAUUUAUGGAAAAAAACGAUCAUUUCUGCGUACUCUUAAAUCUAUACCUGACGCACAAUCGUGGUAGGCAUUUUUACUUUAGAGAGUUGAGAUGUAGUAUAUUCCAAGCAUGUUGAUUGCUGAAUAUUCAAAUCGCUACCAAGUUAUUUGUGAACUAAACCAAGUACAUAGUUGCUCUGUCAAACUACUAAACUAUUAUAU
Messenger RNA from Dreissena polymorpha, 1659 nucleotides. RefSeq lists its product as uncharacterized. The coding region runs from base 498 to 1442 and encodes 314 amino acids. The record is from RefSeq and is a predicted model, not a curated record. NCBI's taxonomy places the organism in Eukaryota, Metazoa, Mollusca, Bivalvia, Myida, Dreissenidae. The transcript has 2 exons.